Molecule: messenger RNA, 5853 nt
Organism: Entelurus aequoreus (snake pipefish)
Lineage: Eukaryota; Metazoa; Chordata; Actinopteri; Syngnathiformes; Syngnathidae
Gene: pmepa1
Product: prostate transmembrane protein, androgen induced 1
Exons: 6
Coding region: 165-1142 (325 amino acids)
Biological process (GO): negative regulation of transforming growth factor beta receptor signaling pathway
Cellular component (GO): Golgi membrane; early endosome membrane
Molecular function (GO): R-SMAD binding
Source: RefSeq, a predicted model, not a curated record
ACUAGAGCUGCCAGACGUCUGCUAGCAGUUUAGUCGCCGGUCAUACGGCGGACGAAACGGAACUGAGCCUUUUAGAAAUAGUUUAUUGCAACGUCCAAAUUCGUAUAGAUAAAUAUAGUAGUAAGGAAGAAAAGGAGGUCGAUGAGUUUAAAUGUUCCUACUUAAUGGGCGUCUUGAACGCAACAGCCGCCAAUGUCUCGUGUGCGUGUGACUGCACGCGCCUCAGCUCCGUGCACGUCAUGGACAUCAUGGGAAUACCAACAUCCUGGAGGAAGACCACUACUAUGCAGCCUUCAUCAGGGACUCACAACCAUGACAACUGUGUGCAGACACAACUGUGUGCCCAGCUGGAGUUUGUCCAGAUCCUGGUGAUCGUGGUGGUGAUGAUGGUGAUGGUGGUGGUCAUCACCUGUCUGCUCAACCACUACCGCCUGUCGGCGCGCUCGCUGCUCUCCAGACACACCUCCACACGCCGGAGACACCUGACGCUGGCCCAUGAGGCGGGCCUUUGGAGCUCGGAGGGGGCGGGGCCAAGUGGUGUUCUGAAUGAGCAGCAGCAGGCGUACAACCCCCGGCCCCUAGAGAGAGGGACCCCUGCGUCCUACCUGCUGCGGGACCCUCAGCAGGGUGUGCCGCAGCGCUUCCAGAACGCGUACGGGGCGGGGCGCUUCCAGCCCACGUACCCCUACUUGCCCCAGGACCUUAUCGACCUCCCACCGACCAUCUCUCUGUCUGACGGGGAGGAGCCGCCGCCCUACCAGGGCCCCUGCACCCUGCAGCUCCGAGACCCAGAGCAGCAGAUGGAACUGAACCGCGAGUCAGUGCGAGCACCGCCCAACCGAACAGUGUUUGACUCACACCCCCUGGACACGCCCACUUCCUGCAUGCACGCCAGCCUACAGGCCCCUCCCCCGAGCGUGCGCGCCGGCAUCAGCGCAUUGGAGGCACUGGGGGCGGUCCGGCAGCACAAGCAGGAAGGAGCUCCCCCCACCUACAGCGAGGUGAUUGGACACUACUACCACCCCAGGGCCACACCCACCAAUCAGGCGCCUCCGUCCUCGCUCAUACAAGGCGUCCCCCAACUCCCGCCGCCAAGCAGCCUGGACAGGCAGAAUGCCAGGAACACCGAAGAGAAAUCGUAAAAUCCUCGGCGAGUGCGAGAGUGCUUCAGGGGUCAGUUACCGUGACGACCAACCUGCAUUCUGAUUGGUUGGAAUACGAGGUGAGAUGAUAAGAGGAGAACCUUUAGCACUUCACGACGACAAAAGUGGAUCUAGAAGCUUCCUCCCUCAGACCCAUCUCAUCUUUAAGAUAUACACUUCUUUCUUUUGCAACUUUUUGUUUUUUUGCUUUAACCCACAGUAGCUGCUAGCACCCAGACAUGCUAGUAUCAGGCGGUGCUAGCACACAAAAUCCUUUCUCGAAAAAGUCUUGGGCUGUGUCUCAAAUCGAAUACUUUCGUCAGUGUUGAGCAUGUAGCGCAUUAUUAUUGUUGCACACUUACCGGAAAUGGCGAGCGCAAUAUAUACCUUCUUCGUAUUCCUCCUCCUAUCCGUUGCAACCACUCAAGUUAGCCAAAAUGGCGACCAUUGGUGGUGGUAACUCACCAUUACCACACUUUCUGGGUACUGAAAGUCUUAGUAUGAGCGCACUCAUGCACUCGAAAGUGUAAGUGCGCGACUUGAGACGCAGCCCUGGCUCUUGUUUACUAGCUUAGCGGCGUUAGCACGUGCUAAGCGCCCUGCCUUAAUGUUCGCCAACCGACGCUCACAAGCGAGCGAAUGAGACGUCUGGUUGAGAUGUUUCCCAAGAGAAGGUUUGCACAAAGUUCACCGCACACAAGGAAAACUCCUCCACGUCGUUUUUCUAAUCACAGACGCUUUUUGUGUUUGCCUUUUUACGUGUUGUUAGUCGUAGACGAGAGACUGUUCACAUCCCAUCUGCCACGGACGUGGCGGAACACUUAAAAGCACCAGUUUAGACUUAUUUAUUUGAUUGCCGAAAAGAAUUGCACUAUGUGUUUUUUUUUGUUUGAGUGUGCGCAGAUAGAAGGGGUGAGAGAGACUUUUAUUGUGAAGGAGCUCUGUCUAUUGGAGACCUGAACCCACCACAGGGUCCCACGCUACAUGGCGUUUUGGCAGCAGAUGCUUUUUAUUUAUGCAAAAGUCCGUACACACUCACACACAUUCACUUGUUUUGGGUCUGACAAACACCAGGGUUGUUUAAAGUGCAUCCUCGGUUGUAUUUUCUGCAGUUUGUUUUCUUUUUCUAUUGGCACGUGACACAUUUAAAAAAUUAAAUUAGAUUUGGAACAAUAGGGACGCAACACACACACACACACCUAAAGUCGACUUUGACGGAUUGCUGGGUUACUCUGUAGACCAGGGGUGCCCAAAAUAGGACCAGGGGGCCAAAUUUGGCCCGCCAAAAUGGUGAUUUCCUAAAUUCACUAUAUAUUGAUGCAAACUCACAAAUAGCAGGGCUGACUAAUUGCCAUUUAUGGAAUGUGUGCAUGUUGGUGUGGGUCUAAAUUAGGGGUGUCAAACGUAAGGCCCGCAGGCCUGAUGUGGCCCGCGAACAGGUUUUAUCCGGCCCGCGGGAUGAGUUUGCUGAGUAUAAAAACGAGCCGAAAUUUUUCAAUGAAAGAAACUGCUGUUAUAAUUGUGUCCACUAGAUGUCACAAUAGCAAUUCUUUGUAUCUUUGUAGAUGAUGCUACAUAUGUAAAAAAAACAAAAAACACAUGGUUAUCACAACAGUCGAGGAAAAUGAGCAAACUACAUAAAUAACAUCCUGUAAUUUAAUUUAGAUAUUUUUUUUUUAUCUUGAUAGAUUGAAAAUUAACACCAAUGAGUUGACUGAUGAACAUUAUCACAUAAUAUAUUCAGAAAGUAUAAAUAACGACAAAUACAGAUAGAAUACUAUGAACCGCAACAUGUAAGUGUAAAAAAAAAAACAUUAUGAUUUGCACGUUUUCAGAAUGUGCUUGUUCUAUUUUUAAACAAAAAGAAAACAAUCUGAAGUUGUCUAUUUUUAAGUUAUCGUGCCGUGAUUUUACCAGUCCGGCCCACUUGGGAGUAGAUUUUUCUCCAUGUGGCCCCCGAUCUAAAAAUGAGUUUGACACCCCUGCUCUAAAUGCUUCACUCAUGGUUCUGAUGUACGUUUAAAACGCUGUGUUUGGCCCCAUUGGCACAGUUUCACUUUGUCUCCUAGAGGCAAAAAGUUUGGGCACUCCUGGUGUGUCGACCUCUCUAUGUGGAAACUAAUCAAACCCACACACACACAUUUUCCAAACACACUUAUGCUUGUAUUUCACACAACGUGGGAACCACACACAUAUUCUUGUUUUUGUAUUGUGGUGACACACAAUCCGGGUUACACACACACACAUAGUGUUAACUGUGUCAGGUCAGGUUUCUCUCCGGCGGGCGCCCUCUGAGCACUUUACUGCAUCAGGACAGAAAAGAAAACAAUCUGAAGUCAGCCAGCGGAUUUCCGACUUUGAAUGCACACGCGGGUAAUCGACGGCAAGAGAAUCGCCGAGCGGAUCCGUGUGUGUCCGCGGCAGAGCCGGGUGACUUAGUCGCACAGAGGACACAGAGAAGUGUUGACAAGUGACACGAGUGUCAGCGGAAGCUCACCCGCCAGCGCCGCCGCUUGAAGGCGGCGCCACAACGGGCCCUAACAAAUCCAGCGCCCUCUAGUGUCCAGUCUUUAUGCAACAGCACCCUCCACCCGGCCCUGAGUGGCUAAGCAGCAGCAUCCUAACGAGGAUACGUGUUGUUUGGAAUGUUGGCAACCACGAGCCGGUUUUCCUCCCGUGUGUGUCCGUUUGAGUUUACGGGCGCCGGGUGGGAGGGUUUGCAGCGGGUAUGACAAGACUGGACGGGUUCUGAUCAGGGUCCAAGUGGUGCUGACUGGACGCCAACAAUAGACGGGGGUCGCCUGCGCUGGCUGAUGCUUGGAAUACAAACGGGGGGGUGGAGGGUGCGGAGGAGGGGGCUCUUGAAGAAGAUCUAUGAGGCGUGUGUGUCGUGAGAAAGAGCGGCUGCUGUCUAGACUAAAACUAAACACACUCUGAGCAGACUAAACACACACACACACACCUGGUCGGCCUCCAGAGUUGCCGUCCCCCACCCUUGCACUUCCUGUCUGACACAGCACUUCCUGUUUCCUGGAGAUGCCCGCUGUCCAAUCACAGCGCUCCUGCUGUCCCACCAGCCCUCUGCUGCCAUUGGCUUGCGUUCUUUCACGUCUCCAUGGCAACGUGGCGCUGAUGUUUGUCAUUUUUUGUGUUCUUUUUGUGUGUGUGUGUGUGUGUGUGUGUGUGUGUGUGCGUGGGGUUGCCUGCCCCUGAGACAGCGAGCGGCCAUUUGGGGGGCUGUCAAUCAACUUAGGACACGCCACCCUCGCCGUCUCAGAUAUGAUUGGAUGAUGAGGAAGAUUGACAGAUAUUUGAUUCUGUAGAGCGUUGCAAUACAUCCACUGUUUGCCUUGUUGAUGAUGGUAGUGACAUUUUAGCCUAGUUUUUAAAUGUUGUUUUUUGAAAUUGUUAUUCCAUCCAUGGUUUCCAACGCCAUCGUCCUGAGUGCGACCACAUGCUAACAAGUGUCCUUGCUAGAGCGCCGCGAGCACACGUCACUUCCUGUCAGGUGCGGUGUACCCCCCCCCCCCCCUACCCCACACCACCCCUCUCACACGGCACGGAACACACAAGUCCAGUUUGCACGCUAAUCAUGGCGUAUAUACACGCGUGUGCCUUCUGUGGACACUUUGACAUGUUGUGUAUGGUCCAUAAUCAUCAUUUUGUCAUUUGUGUCGUCAAUAUUGCGAGUGAACAUUCAUGCUGCGUUCAAUAACGCUGGGAGGGUGGACUUAUCCCAUAUGGAGUUUGCGAGGUUGAGGAAGUGUUUUCAACGUAAGCAAAAAAAAAAAAAAACAUGUCUAAUGACAAUUUAAUUUAGUAUUUAGUCUAAUCAACUUUGUCGGAGUUUUGUAGUUUCCCAGUGUUAUGAAACGCAGCAUAACAGAGUGUACGUGGUACAAGUGUCUGUAAUUUCCACCUGAAGUUUUGUCACCUUUCAUGCUGCUUUCAAGACUGCGAGGGAAGUCGGAAAAAUGCAAGUCUGAUUUUACGAGGUGGACUUCAAAGUGUUAACACGUAAACAAAAACAUGUUUAAUAAAGUGUAAUCAUCCCAUUAGUUUUUAACAAGGAUUUUAAGUUAAUAUGUCUGAAAACUUCUCUUGCCCAGUCAAAUUGAAUGUAGCAUAAAAGUGGUUUAAUGGCAGCACCACAUGGACUGAAUUAUCAUGCAGACGUUCUAUUGAUUGAGCUUCCAGAAAGAUGACUUCAGACUUUAUUCCAGCCUGUUAACUUCCGGUAUUGAAUUUGAAGUUGAGCACAAUCUCGUCUCUUAUACGACACUUGCUGACUUGAACAUUCCCAAAGACAUAAUCGUGGAUCCCCGCAGAAAGAAAGUCCUCGCACCCGUGGAAGAACUUCCAUCUCACGCUGCAGUGAAAUCGUGCAUUGAUGAGUUCAUGUGUACAUUUAUAUUGUCUGCUCUGCAUGUUGUUUGCUAUCAUCUCGUCUAAAAAUGUUGUUUCAUAAGAUGGUAUGAAUCAUUUCAAUUAGCCUUUGGAAUAAUGAAAAUAAACACAUUUUUAUACAAAAGUCCAGUUAUUGUUUGUCGUGUGUUGGUGCACAAUAAACCAGACAGCAGAUUACAUUGUUUGUUUGUGCUGUUUGAUUUAGUCUUUCAGUUCGAAUUAAAGUGAUUUAUCUCAGAAUUAAACAAAAAUAGUCUCAUUAUUUUGUGCUGGUUGGUUAGAUAUGUUUUUUUUUUGUUUUUUU